GGGAACUCACCCGAAGAAUGCUACGCCGGCAGAGCUCCACCCCGCAAAUCAGGCCGUUGCAGCGCCAACUACAAGCAGCCGCUGCCCCUGCAGCCGAGGCUGUUGUCAACAACAUCUGGGCUUACAAUAUAUAUUGCUUUACAAGCGACCCCCGCCGCCCAAUCCAAUUCAAACUGUACACUGUCGAUAUCUACGGUUCCCUAACACCAUGAAUCCCCCUGAAAACUUUGCGCACUACCCUGCGCCCAAGGAACGCAUCUCUGAGCCCUAUGUGCCGAAGAAGGGCGAUAACCCCGUGCUCUCCGGGUUUCCUCUUGUGGUGGCCUCAUCGCUCGUAGCCAAUGUCGGUUUUGUAGCCAGACAUCUAUGGCAUAAUACUGGCUUCGGCACAACCAAGGACCUUGCUGUCUUGAGAGACAUCCCCAGCACAUACCACCCAUGUGUUACUCCACUAGGCAAGACUGAGCCUAUGCUGGAGGUUGAUCCCAAGCUUCUGUCUCUGAAGCAUGGCAAGGCUGACACACGCUACUAUUCUGCUGCAGACUACCAUGAGAUGUACCGCUCUGGCAAAGUCACCCCCCUCCAAGUUGCAGAGAUGCUACUGGGAUUAACCAGCAAUGACUCGGAUAAAGAUUCUAUUUAUAAAGAUGCUUGGGCCCCAACGCACGGUUCCGAUCACCUCGCCCUCGAAGCUGCCAAGGCGUCAACCGAACGAUAUGCUUCGGGCAAGCCUCUCAGUGUUCUGGACGGCGUUCCCAUCGGUGUUAAGGACGAUGUUCCCGUUACAGGAUACACGUGCCACAAUGGUAUGGCAUUCAAAGCAGGAGAAAAGUACUUCGAGCCCAAGACGACCACUGCUUGGCCGGUGCAGAAGCUUCAAGAGGCCGGUGCUAUCGUGAUUGGCAAAAACCGCAUGCACGAACUUGGUUCAGAUACUACUGGUUUGAAUGCUUCUCAGGGAACCCCUACCAACCAUCUCAACACAAAGUACUAUCCAGGUGGUUCUAGCUCUGGAGGUGGAUCGUCUCUCGGCGCAGGUAUUGUACCUAUUGCUGUUGGUACCGAUGCUGGAGGUAGUCUUCGCCUGCCAUCUGCUUUCAACGGCGUGUACACCCUGAAGCCCUCUCAGCACCGUACUACGUUCAUGGACAGCACCAUGUGCGUUAUGGGCCCCAUGGCAGCCAAUGCAGCGGAUCUUAUUGUUUCGUACCGCCUGAUGUCUCAGCCUAAUCCUACCUGCUCAAUUCAGAGCAAGUUUGCACUCUCGAUCCCGCCAUCUCCCUCAGCAAAACGAACCAUUGGUAUUUACAAGGAUUGGUGGAAUGCCGCCGAUCCGCGUGUUGCGGACCUCUGCAACAAAGCAGUGUCGUGGUUCCAAAAGGAAAAAGGAUAUGAGGUCGUCGAUAUCUCUCUCCCGUACCUAGCGGAGUGUCAAUUGGCCCAUGGCCCAACCUGUCUCGCUGAGAUGGCAAAAGCGGCACGACGCCGAGUGGACAAGCCUGAUGAAUUCCUCAAGUUGGUUGGCUAUGUCAACAAGAUCAUGCUUACGGUUGGCAGCCAAGCGAGCGCUCUGGACUUUACUGCCUACAACUCUUUGAGAACUUUGCUUAUGCAGCACUGCGCUUUUCUUUGGCAAAAGUACCCAGGCAUGCUCAUUGUGACACCCACCACUCCUUUGAUUGGCUGGGCCCGUCAGCCUGGUCACGAUGCUUAUGGUUCUACGGAUGGCAAUACCUCCAUUAGAAAUAUGUCAUAUGUAUUUGUCGCCAAUAUGACCGGUACUCCCGCCGCAAGUGCCCCGGUUGGCUAUGUUGACCCUGAGCAGGGCGAAGGCAAGCUUCCUAUCGGACUGAUGGCCCAAGGCGAAUGGGGUAGCGAGGAGCAGCUGCUGCAAUGGACAUUAGAGGCUGAGGAUUAUCUGAACAACGUGUACGAGGACGGACGCCGACGUCCUCCCACUUGGCUUGAUGUCUUGAAGGACGCUCAGGAGACCAAAACCGCUUAACUGAGGUGACCGUAGAAGGCCAAGAGGUAUUUCUUUUAAUAUAUAUCCUGUAGUAUAAGUGUGACUACUUUUGUGUCUGCUGCUUCAUCCUUUGUCAAGUGUCGGUAGCAUUUAUUUGUUGAGGAACUUGGAGGCGAGGUUCAUGAGGUUUCCAGCGCUGCCGCCGCUACCGCCAGCGUCCAUCUGGCUCUUGAAGUACAUCUUCAUGGCCAUCUCGCCGGCCUUCUGAAGAACAUUCUCCUUGCUGGUGCCGCUGGGAACCUGACCAUUGGCGCUCUUGUCAUCGAAGAGCUAUAAACCGUUUAAUUAGUAUCACAUAACAAGUCGGGGCUGUUGCUCGACGCGUACCUUGCUGGCCUCGGAGAGGGCAGUACCAAUGAAGGCACCCUGGCUCUGGUUCUGGUCGCCGCCACGCUGGUUGAACAUCUUGAGAGCCUGCAUGGCAGCAGCGGUACCAAGGCUGUUAGCAUCGUGGGAAGCGUUGUUGUUGUCGUUGUUGUAAGCGGCCUCAUGCUUCUCAACGGCGUCUGCAACAUAUGUUAGCUGAAGCUCUCUUGAUGGCCAUCAGUGAAAGAAUUUGCCCUGCUCGUCGACAUGGGGAGCCUCAGCGAUCUGGCUCUGCUGCUGAGAAAGAGAGCCGAGCACGUUGGCAAAGAGAUCGGAGUUGCCAGAGGCGCCAGCCUGGGAGUUGGCCUCUUGGUGAGCAUCCUUCAUAUCGCCAUCAAGGUUGACGUUUUGGCCUGUUGCAGGUUAGCAUGUAGAGCACACAUGUAUAUUGAAAUGCCCAUUUUCUUGUCCUCCAAACUGCCAACAGAGCUAUACUACCACUGCCAUAAAUGAAUGGUGUUUGGUAUUAUUUUAACACACCCCAAGUUGAUGGCGGGGUGAGGGAGGGGAAGCUCUGUUUACAAUGGUGGGGUGAAGGUAUAUGACGUACUUUUGGCGAGGAUUUCCUUGCCGACGCUCAUGAGCUUGUUCAUAUCCAUGGUUGCUGAUUUGUGCUGAAUGGGUAUCUUGUUGAUGCUAAAGGAGAAAUGACGAGAAGAGGGGUAAACAAGCUAGACAAGAUUAAAGCCAAGCUAAGUGACAGGAUUUCGGAUUCUGUUGCCGGCCAGCCAGCUGCCCCUUGCCAGCUGGUGCCGGCUGGUGGGGUAGCGAGCCCACCUUGGCUUUGUGUUGUUCGGGCCGUCGUCAGUAGUGGGCGGG
This is a messenger RNA of [Torrubiella] hemipterigena, 3211 nucleotides long. NCBI's taxonomy places the organism in Eukaryota, Fungi, Ascomycota, Sordariomycetes, Hypocreales, Clavicipitaceae. The record is from the annotation of a GenBank genome assembly.